UGUACUAUCUAUAAACGACUUUACUGAUCUGAGUCAUCAGAGAGUAUAAAUAGGAUUCAGUCAUUGGUGGCAUGUUCAUUUCAAAUUUCGGGAGCGGCUGUCGCACUCCUGAGCUGCAGAACGAAGAAGUUCCGAUUUCCAGAACAAACAAGAUUACUCAAUAGUUGACGAAGCAUGAAUAAGAUUGAAAAAAAAACUAUUGAGGAUUGGGAAGGCGCUGAACGUCCCAACUACUUCAGCAAUGAAAACUUGAAGUACCCAUAUUCAGAACUGCCGUUCUACGAUCAAUACCACUUGGUGAAGAUACCAACUAAAGACGAGUUCGUGGAGCACGUGGACUACUGGGGAGAGGGUAGGAUCCCUACUAAUGAUGGAGACAGCGGUUUCCGCGACUGUUACAACGUCAACCGCCAGUACCAGUGCGUCAGUAACGGCCCCGACAAAUACUGUAAGAUUCCCAACAGAAUACCAGUGUACAAUGAGGACACGUGCGACACCUCCAGCUACAUCAAAAACCACACAGUCAAGUUAGUCACUCUGAUGUCGGCGCCCAUCAUCGAAGCCUGCGCUCGAGAUAUAGCUCGCAUCGUGAACCCUGAAGUCGGCAGCGUUGUAGUCUUCGGAUUUGAAAUUGAUUCCCCAGACAUUCGAAGGCUAGUUAAAGAGUUGAGCGCAAUAUCUAUGUACUACUGUCCGGGAUAUGUAUUGUCAGACUAUUUUGAAGGCUUGAUGACAUUUUCACAUAUGGCAUUCUUAAGUGCCGGUAAUAUAGAGAAAGAACUGUAUAACGCAAUUAGCUCUUGGAAUAUGGACACUGCGGUAGCAAUUACAAAAUCUUUGCACAGAACCGGUGGCAGUUCUAGCAUAGCUAACGUAGUUAAUAAGGUGCUCGAUGAAGGCAUGCAAAGUACAAUGACAUUCGCUUACAAACUUUGGCACUCUGGCGAGAAAGACAUUAUAACGGACAAUUUCCCUAUUGCUUUUAAGUUGAUCUUAAAUGAAGAUGAAAUUAAGAUCGCGAGUAAUUAUUACAAAAAUACGAUGUUAAAAUUGGAUUCAAAUACUGACGAGUGGCAUAACAGGCUAGCGUGGGGUGAUAACAGCGGCAGUAGCGGUACAAGAAUCAGUUGGACAAUGUUCCCAAUUUGGAAAGACGAUAAAGUAAUAUUUAGAAUGAAAAACAUUCAGUACGAUAUGUGCCUGAGACUCGACAUUCAUGAUAACUCCGCAGGAGAUAGGAAAGGCUGGGGCUCACAAAACUUGGACGACGUCAGGUACAACUGGAAGCUGGAACCAAUAAAUCAUGGCCACAAGACAGUGUUCUAUAUAGUGAAUUGUGAAUUUGAUCAGGCUCUGAAACUGGAUGAUAACGUAGACAAGGACGGGGAUCGGCAGCUGUGGGGCCAUAACGGGAUGUAUUACGAUCCUGAAAAAUUUGGGUGGAUUGUGCAGUCUAAUUAAGUAUAGAGAUAUAAUUAUGCAAGAAUACAUUAAAUAUCUUCCGCAUUCAUGAAUUCGUUUUUGAACAUUAUUUAUUUGUAUUUUAGAGAGUAAAUCUAUGUGAAAUAAGGUUAAAACCGAGAUGUUAAAGUGACAAAGGAACGACACAAUGUUAACAUUAACAGAUAUAAACCUUAACUACUAACAAAAGUGGUGUCUUCAAUAAAGACGUUACAAUUUA
Molecule: messenger RNA, 1681 nt
Organism: Manduca sexta (tobacco hornworm)
Lineage: Eukaryota; Metazoa; Arthropoda; Insecta; Lepidoptera; Sphingidae
Product: microvitellogenin-like
Exons: 2
Coding region: 175-1461 (428 amino acids)
Cellular component (GO): extracellular region
Source: RefSeq, a predicted model, not a curated record